CGAAGUUCUAAUUAGCGGCACUAACGAGGGCUGGACCUGCGCCCUGAACUGAAGGACCGCUCCACGACAGACAGCCACCACCACCAAUCUCUGAUGUGGGGCGCUCUUCUGUGGACCGCCAUCUGCUCAAACACUGAUUCUGCCGGCCGUCCCUGAUCCAAGCAUUUGGGUGUCGUGCAAUGCAUACUUGGGCUUGGCGCGGAUGUCCUACUUACUUACUUGUGUCGACUCUCGAGCUACAGCAGGCCAACGACAGGCACCUCCCGAUCGCUGACAUGUCUCCUGCACCUGAUAGGCGCCACGACAUACAUACGCUCUCUGUUAGACACCCAGUGCAUAUAAGAACGGUCCCUGGACCCGGACAGAAGGCAGGAAGAAACGUGUCUGCAUGUUUCACACUUAGUAAUGCAAGCAAGAACCGUGUAAGUACAACGGCCUGUUUAGCUUCGCCCGACGCCGGACACUGCAUGUGCCUGAAUCACAGUCCGUGUGACUCAGACUCAGCCUGCUACUCCGGGGCAAGCGCCAGAUGCGACAUCGCCAACUCUCACCGCACCCCGUAACGCCGAAGCACCGACUUAAGCAUGCUGCUUGCGUGAAUCGUACGAGUUUCGGGCCAUUCUUAGUUUUGUCGCUCCGAGCCCGAUGCCUGGAAAUAAGGUCAGCAGGAAUGCUUGGAGCGAACGCAUCGCUGUUGUGAUGUCUCUGAUCAUCCCACUCGGCAGGCCCCGCUGAGUCCAGUCCAAUCGGUUGGCCCUGGAAGCAAUCCAUUGCACUUCCCGAUACUCCUCGACAUUCCAAUCUCGACGACGCAAGGUAUCGGGAUCUCGUGACCUGGUGAUCAUAACUAUAUGAAAGCUCGCCUCAACUUCCCCGGCCCCUUCAUAUCUUUCCUUGUCACCUCAUCGCUGUGCAUGUCGUCCGCUGCCUUUCUUGGUCCUGUGACUACCAUGCUACGAGCACGUUCGAGUCCGGGUCUCAGGCUGUCGUCUGCAUCGUCAAAAAAGUUAUCCGCAUCAUCUAUCAGGCCCGUGGCCGGAUCGUCACUUGCGCUUUGGAGAUCAUCGGAUUCGAGAGGAGGAUCUCUGGAACGUGCAGUGUUCGGGUUGCGACUGGCGAUCCGGAUCUCCGAGGGCCACGCAAUCCGGCUCGUUCUGAGCGAUUUCGUCCACACUCCCACACGAUCUUCGGAUGGCUCUCCUCCCAGAAAAUCCCGGGGAUCGUCGUGGGUGUGAUCCGACCACGAACUGGCUUGUUCGGUGUCGUCGUCGUCGUCGUCUGAGUGUGACGGUGGCUCUUGCGGAUCCUCAUCGGAACCCACGGCUCGGGCACGGUUGAAUGCUGCAACCCUCUGCAUCAGCAGAGCUUUGACUGUGGAAGAGGGACGCGUGAGCGCAGCACACGAUGCGCUGAUGAGUGGCUCACUUGUCGUGACAUCAUACCAGACCUCGUCGUGAGGCUCUCCGAUGUCAGAGUAGAGGGAGUUCGUGUCCGAAUCUGAGAGGGCAUCGUAUUUGACAGACAUUUGGUAGCGUUCGUAGAUCAUAAUUGGCUGGGGUGAUUCCACCGAGUAGGAAACAAGAGCGCCUUAUAAGGGGAAUGUUCAACAAUGCGCCUUGAGGAUACCACGCUGCAGCAGCAUUGUCCUUUCUUCCUAUGUCGGCAGUCUGAAACCACAAGGCACUGUUGCCAUGGCGGCCAGCACGAAGCAAAACCGUUUGUUGAAAAGUACAAAGGACCUCUGACAUGUGUGGGUGCAGUGCGGGGUGUCACACAAACCGACUUCCUGCCGUUGAUCCAGGUCCUGAUCCGAACGCAGCCGAAGGCAGCUGUUUCUCAAGUCCGAUUGAUCAGAAGACGAGAUGAGGUCGACUAAAUCCCUUGAAAACGGGAUAUGUAUGGCUUCUGGUGGUAUUCGUCAAUUACAUAUGUGAAUAAACAUGACUCAGUUGUCCUACAACUUGAGAUUAUGGUCGGUUCCAAGUCGUCCUUUGCGCGCGAUCCUCGACUCUGAGCCUCGUUCUGGACCUUUCUCCCCGCUCAUCUCUCUGGGUCCCGACUCCUCAAGAUAGCUCCUCGGAAGUCCGUCCGGGUAGCUGUCUGUCUCACGUGAUGGAACCUGAAUUUCACCCUGCCCACUCAAAACCGCUCUGACCACGGACGUAUAGCUGAGACAACGGUUGUCCCUACAAACAGCGAUCCCGGCCCCCAAAACCAAGACGUUGCCUGGCCCCAGACAGGUCAAUCCCGCCGCCCAUGAGCCACUUCCUCACCAAUCUCCACUUCACAUUCGCCUCCCUCAUCCACGACCAGCUCUUCGCCGGCCUCCGCACCCCGCAGAUCCCGCUCACCGGGCGCACGUACCUCCUCACGGGUGCCGCGUCCCCGCUCGUCGUCGCUGCCGCCGUGCACCUCGCGCGCCUCAAGCCUGCGCGCAUUGUCUUGGGCCACCCCGCCUCUGCCCUCGCCUCCGCCUCCGCAACCGAGGCCGAGACGCACGAGCGGCUGGCGUCACGGAUAAGGAGGGAGGCGGGGGACGGCUUCACGGGCGAGCUCGACGUGUGGGCGCUCGACAUGGCCGACUACGAUAGUGUGCUGCGGUUCGCGGAGCGCGCGCGCGCUACUUUACUGCGCCUGGAUGGGGUCAUACUCGGGGAAGACUGCUGGUACGAUGUGGCGCGGGAAUGGCGGACGACGCAGCAUGGCUGGGAACGUAUGCUGCAAAUAAAUGUCGUCUCCACCGCGCUCCUGGACCCGUUCUACGUCGCUUUUAGAGCUGACAAUGCGCCGAGGAUACUCGACGCCCUCAACGAAUCUUCAACGCAUAUAGACCGAUACGGCAUGACCAAAUUGGUGCUUCUUAUGCUCGCGCGCCAGAUGGGACAGUUGCCCAUCGCCCACAAAGUCGUCAUCAAUUGUGCCAAUCCCGGGAUUGUGAGGACACAGAAGAGCCGCCUAUGCGUGAGCUGCACAAAUCUCCUCGCCUGGUCGCCCGAGGACGGCGCGACGAACCUCGUCUACGCCGUUCUGAAGCCGACGCCCCCGGGAGCAUAUCUCGCCGCCUGUCAAAUCCGCGACCCCCCGAUGUGGGUCAGCAGUCUGGACGGCCAACAGGCACAGCAGCGCGUCUGGUGGGAGCUGCUCGACGUCUGGAUGCGGAUCACACCGGAAGCGUUGGGGGUCGUCGGAUUCGGCCUCAAGGGCGUACAAUCUUGAUUUUAAUUGUCGAUUCCAGCCGCUACAAUGAUCCUGCUUUGACCAUGCCGCGGAUGACGUCUACGAUAUGCUGCACUGUGCUGCCAAUCAUGCCGUCCAACUCAGCAACACUUGGUUUCGGUUGGUCGUCGGAAAUGCCUGGGACUGCAUGCGGCCGGUCAGCGGAGGGCUAUGCCGAGUGACAUUUCGAAGGCUCACUUCCGUUUGUGAACACCAAGAGGCCAUCUGGAAGUAGAUCUGCCCGUCGUGAGAGGCUAAUCGUGGCACGAAAGAGCAUAUUGCUCACGAUCGCUGGGCGAUAUGCUAUGAUCUCUUCUCUGACAGGCUCGGACAAGGCGCCGAUUAUCACCUCUCUGACCACCUGCACGAAGUUUCUAAGCAUAAGCACAAUGCGCGUAAUGCAGCGCCGAACGCACCCUGUCUCCGUCGUCAACGACGACUUUGCUGGACGUAAUCAUCGGGAGAAAGGCCUGUCGAGUCCGGCUCUAACAAACAUGCCGGUCACAUCUGCCCUGCCCAGGCAAUGUCCCAGGAGCAUUAACACGGCGAGUAGCGGCUGUCGAGUGUGGCAUUGAAGGAUGCUACAACGAUUGUGCCAACAGGAGGAGGAGGCCUUAUAUCCAUGAAAGAUUGAGGAUGACCAAGCCAGCAUGUCAGAUGGCAGCCAGACGGGCGUUCCGCUGGCCAUUGGAUUUGAGGUGGAGCGCAUGCAUUUGAAAUGCGCUGGGAUAGUGAUUCGGGGUUCGCGGAGUCAGCUCGAGGGCCUCAUCCUACCGAGAUCGAUAGGAGAGCGGGCACGAUUCAAAUGGGAGGACUCUUCGUGAUAGAAACAUGAUGACCCGGAGGAUUUACAAACCAUAGGAAGAAUUGAAGACCCAUUGGUCUGAUAGUAGAAAGCCUUCAAGUAGUUGGACUGCAGAAUCUGUUCGUUGUGAGGAGAAGUGACAAAAUGCCGACGGAAGCAUGAAACAGCCAAGCAAACUAGGAGAUUCCUUUCCUUGCUCGACUUGAUAACCUUGAUACAUCAAGUCAGCUGAGGAGAAUGGCGGAACCCUCGUUCAUCGCAGCCUCUGAACAGAAAGGCUAGACACAUCAAAGAGCAUCCGGGUAAAGACGGCAGCAGAUCCGCUGAGACUUUGCAUCUGCAGUCAAGAACCCAGGGCCGUCUCUUGCGCUCAAGAGCGUGAUCGAUACAGUGUUGCCCCGUAAUAGGUUAGGCCACAGGAACGAUGAAGCACAAGUGGAGCGAUAGGGCAUGAGUAGGUCCAAGACGAGUCCAAGAAUCCCAAAAAGUGCGCCAGAGACAACUGUUGCACGCCGAGUGACGCACACCAUGACCAUGACUAUGAGUCUGGCGCUCGCGCUUUCGCUGCGGCCCGGCCGGAGACUUCAGCCAAUGAGGCUUACAUAUUCGACUUGCAUCGACCGAUGACCGAUCUCUCUAGAUCUCUCUUCACGGACAAGACGAGCGCUGAUCCGUGAAGAAAGUGCGGGUCAUAGGUU
Mycena citricolor is the source of this 4719-nucleotide messenger RNA. The record is from the annotation of a GenBank genome assembly. Lineage: Eukaryota; Fungi; Basidiomycota; Agaricomycetes; Agaricales; Mycenaceae.